AAAAAUAAUGAUUAAUAACAAUUGAGCAAUUCAACUUAGUAACUAAAGUCCAGUAUAUUAUGAAUCCUUCUUUAAAUUUAGAUGCAAUUUAUGAAGCUAAACGAUUAUUCAAUGAGAAUAUCACUUUCUUCACAUAUCAUCCUAAUAAUUAUUCUAAUUUACAAUUAAAUGAAUUACUGAAUAGAAAUCUUACAUUAUUUUGGACAACUAUGCAUCAAUGUUUAAACUUAAACGAUUUGAUACAUCAACAAUUCAUAUUACAUAAUCAAUCGUAUUUUAUUAUCAGUACAAAUCAAACUAUAUUAAGUCAUUUACAAUCUUUAUUUACAUGGUGUAAUCAAGGUAGAUCAACAUGGUUUACAAAUGUAUUCACAUUAAUGUAUCAUCAUUCAUGGCAAGAAAAAGUAUCUAUUAAAUUACAAAACUAUUUAGUACCCUUUUUAUUAUUGAUUAAUUGUUUAAGUCUUAUUCUAUCUAUAACAGGUAUCUAUCGUUUAUAUACACUAUCUAGUAGAUCUAAUCAUCAAAAGAUUAUGAUCUUAAUGAGAUAUCAAUCAAUUAUACAUUCUUAUAUACCAGCAACAUGGUCAUUAUUAUUAUGGUAUUGUAUAUUUAGUUUAUUAUGGUUAUUAUUAAUAUUUGGUUUAAAUAUUAUAACAUCAAACUACUUAAAUAUUCAUAUCAGCCUACAUAGUCAUAAUUUUUAUUGUCGUUUAUUAACUUAUAUUAAAAAUAUAUUAAAAUAUAUACCAAUAUGGUUAAUUAGUUUAAUGUUAUGUGAUCGAGCUAUUGGUGAAUAUCGUAAUCGUUAUCAUAUUUAUACAAUUAAUAAAUUAUAUAAUCAACAAGAUGAUCAACAAAAUCAAUUAGAUCCAUUAAAUGAAUAUAAAAAUGAUCAAUCAAUCAAUAAUCAAUUAUCAAUACCUCAAUCGAUAUAUAGUUGUCAUGGUAAAUCUAUGAAUUUGAAUCUAUGUCAUUUGAAAAUGAAUCCAUUAUAUAAGAGAUCUUAUACAAGUUCAUUUCUUUCAUGCUGUAGAGACAAGUCCUAUAUUAAUUGUAUUUGUUAUGGAUUAAAACAAACAUCUAAAGAUCAAUGUAAACAAUUGAAUGUCAAAAAUGAUUAUGUAACAUCAUCCAAAGAUAUAAAUGUGAAUUAUAUUAAAUUAUUAAAUGAUUUAUCUCAUUGGAAUGAAUGUGGUUUAAGUCAUAUAGGUGGUUUAGUAUUAUUUAGUAUAGUAACAUCAAUUAUAUGUUUAAUUAAUACACAUUUAAUAUGGUUAUAUAAAAUUGGUAAAACUACAAAACGUUGUGUAUUGUCAGCUGGUGAUGCAAUUCUCUUAUCAGUAUUCUAUCCAUAUUUAUUAAAGGUUUGUCAUUCCAUAUUACCUCAUAUAAUAACAUUCAGUUCACUUGUAUUACUCAGUUUCAUAGCUAUACAGAAAUCUCGAAUCCUUCAUCUUCAUUGUUGUUCGAAUCCACACAAUAUUCAUCAAAGAAGAAUAGACCCCAAAAUGAUUCAAUCCAAAUCAUCAAUCCAUAAACAGACUAUUUUCACAGAACCAACACAAUUAACUAUCUGUUUAGGACUAAUGAAUCUUUUAUUUGAUUUGGCUGAAUUCAUUGAAUGGUUCUAUAGUAAAUUUACUAUUCCCAAUUAUAUUCAAUCAUUUACACAGAAUAUGAAUCCAAAUUUAAAUUUAAAUCAUAAUAUAACAAUGAAUAUGACAGGGCAGAUACUACUUACAUUAAAUACAUUAAAUAGUAGUAUGUUAUUAACUAAAUCUAUUGAUCAAAUGUGUUCUAUUCAACUUACAUCUGGUUUAUUAAGAAUAUGGUCUAGUCAACGUUUUGUAUUUACAUUACCCAUAUUGUUAUGUCAAUCAUUAAAAUUUCGACAUUUAAUACAAUACUACUUUAUUUACUACUUUCAAACAUUGAAAAUGUUACAUUUAUGUAAAAUCAGUUUGAAAUCUCAGAAAUAUCAUAGUCCAUCUUAUAUGGAAGAUACAUUGAAUACAACGGUAAACAGAAAUACUUCCAUUGAUGAGAAUGUCAAUAUAGAAUGUAGUGAAAUAAAAACUACUGAUGAUGAAGAGAUCAGUAGUCAACAUCAACAUCAUCCUCAUUAUCAUCAGUAUUUGUCUCAUCAUCAGGGACAACAUCAGCGACAACAACAGACUAUAAUGAAAGAUGAAAAUGAAGAUGAUAAACAGAGAAUUCCUAGUUUAUAUUGUUGUUCAUGUAUUAAUCAAAUGAUACUAUCACCUGGUGUAAAUAAAGAUAAUUGAGAAAUGUUUAUACAUGAAUAAGGAGUAUUGGAUCGCAUUUACAAAAGCCCAAUAGUAAUAAUAAUAAUGAUUCUUAACUAUAAUGUAAACAAUGUUUACUGAUGUUGCAUCGAUUAUGGAGGCAUCAUUGUAGGUACAAAUAAGGUGUGUGUGUAAAUCGAAAGAACUGUUUUCUCCUGAUCAGAAUAGUGAAUGGUAACUUUGGGAUCCAUUUAUGAAGCCUGGUCCUACGUUGUAGCUGACUAACUGACUGACUGACUGACUGAAGAUUGAUGAAGCAAUAUUAUGCGUAUAUUUUUAUUGUAUAAUUGUUAAAUAACUAAACUGUUCAUAUUCAUGUCCCCCUUAUUAUGAGCUUUAUUUUGACCUAUGAACUGUUGUUAUACGAUUUACCAUUCUUGAGUUAUCCCCAGUCUAUCAAUUACUAUCCCCCUUAUCCACAGCCGCAUUUGGUUAAAUCUUGUACAAAUGUUGUUGUCCUAUUUUAUGGUACGAUGUGGUCUGUCUGGUUGGUAUAUAAACCCAGUAUGUUUGAAAUAUAAUGAUUCAUACUAC
Messenger RNA from Schistosoma rodhaini, 2843 nucleotides. The record is from the annotation of a GenBank genome assembly. NCBI's taxonomy places the organism in Eukaryota, Metazoa, Platyhelminthes, Trematoda, Strigeidida, Schistosomatidae.